AUGGGGUUGGGGGAGAUGUUGCAGGUUGAUGAAAUGUUGCGGGAUUUUAACAGAAUGAACAAACGCCAAUCACUAUAUCAAAUAUUAAGUUUUGCGAUGAUUGUAUCGUCCGCUCUGAUGAUCUGGAAGGGGUUAAUGGUGGUGACUGGCAGUGAAUCGCCUAUUGUGGUGGUUCUCAGUGGCAGUAUGGAGCCGGCUUUCCAUCGAGGAGAUUUGCUGUUUCUCACUAAUUAUAAGGAGGAACCAGUACGUGUAGGAGAAAUUGUUGUGUUCAAAGUAGAGGGGAGAGAUAUACCCAUUGUGCAUCGAGUCAUUAAACUGCAUGAGAAGGAAGAUGGUUCAGUGAAAUUCCUGACCAAAGGUGACAACAACAACGUCGAUGAUCGAGGUCUUUAUGCUCCUGGCCAAUUAUGGCUAACGAAAAAGGACAUUGUCGGGCGUGCUAGAGGGUUCCUUCCAUAUGUUGGAAUAAUAACGAUAUUUAUGAAUGAGUAUCCUAAAGUUAAGUGGGCAAUAUUAUCGAUCUUAGCAAUAUUUGUAUUGUUACAUCGCGAAUAAUAUCCAGCCACGGGUCAAACAAAUAGCUAUAAGCAAAAGGGUACAUUACCAGAAAUCCAAAAUAUAAAUUCGAAAAGCGUAAAUAGCCACUGCAAUCGCAAACAUAACAUCAACAGCAACAACAACAACAAUAAUACAAGAAACAGUAAUCGCAGGAGGAUAUUCAGAAUAAACAAGUAAUAUAAAUACUAAACGCGGAAGUAUGACUGGUAAAAACUAAAGUCUUACCAAAAUAAUGAAAUGCUUUAUGUGUAUCUAUUUUUCAUCGAAAACUAAAAAGUAAAAACAUUUAGAUUCAAUGCAUCCUAAUUUAAGCCAUUUCAUUUUACGUGCAACGAAAUAUUUAAAAACAAAAUGUUCGGUUUGGAUAAAUCUGGUUUGCGAACCUUGUAACAAAAACAAAGCCCGGAUAUAUAAAGCAUUUUUAACUUAUUAUCUUAAGCAAAUUAAAUAAACUGUAUAAGUAAUUAAAUAGUUUCGGGUGUAUUUGCUAUAAAUUCAUGCAAUUCAUUGGCGAAAAAGAGAUGCAAGUAGAACAUUAUAUAUUUUUUAAAGUUUUUUUUGUUGUUUGUAUUCAAAAUUUUUUAUUGAACUUGAGGCCAUUUUCAAUGCAAAUUUUUGUGAAAAAACCCGCAAUUUACAUUUUUGAGAGAAGUUAUAGCUAUAUCGGAGAUCACCACAUUUUAUCGGACUUCUCCAACUGGCCAGCAGCCUACCCACUGAGCUAAGUUCGCCAUGUUUUUUUUGUGUGUAAAACUCAGUUUAUUUUUUGCGUUUGUUAAUGACAUUGGCUCUCUUGAUUUCAUUUCAAUGGUUUCAUCACAUUUAAACUUCGCACACAAACAAACACAAUAAUAAAAUGAAAUUGGCUAGACUUCGCA
Rhagoletis pomonella (apple maggot) is the source of this 1439-nucleotide messenger RNA. RefSeq names its product signal peptidase complex catalytic subunit SEC11A (gene twr). The transcript has 4 exons. Lineage: Eukaryota; Metazoa; Arthropoda; Insecta; Diptera; Tephritidae. The record is from RefSeq and is a predicted model, not a curated record. The coding region runs from base 1 to 558 and encodes 185 amino acids. Gene Ontology annotation, cellular component: signal peptidase complex; membrane. Gene Ontology annotation, molecular function: serine-type endopeptidase activity.